AAAUGUGACGCUAGUAGCAGUGUUCGAAAUGAAGCUUGCGAUCGCCUCAAUUGUGAAUGAUGUGUCAACUUUUUGGAACUUUUAGUCACGCGAUGCUAGACUUGGCACCCAACAGCCACCGAACGAGCCGGGGAUAGCAACGAAAACGGCGCAAAAGGGUAGCUUAUUUUGGCGCUCUUUUCGCAUAGGAAUGAUAAUCGAAGUGUGUGGUUCGAUGUAGUUUGCGGCGGCGAGGGAAGAAUAAUUGGAUCGCUUCCCCGCCCGCCCGAGUGGGUUACGUCAAUGAGUGAUGCUAUCGACGAGUGGUGCGCGCGGAUGAUGCUGACGAGUGGUGUAACGCAUUUGCCAGAUUCGGGCUAUAAAACCCGCCCGGUACGUGGGCGAAGCGAACGAAUUGUGUGCGAGUCCUUGCUUGAAGAGGGUGGUGUGUGCCAAUUUCGUCGUCGAGAAGACCGACAACAACCAAAAAGGAUUAAUCUCCCACGAUGCAAGUGUCAUCCGUAACGACGCAAAUGGCUUCCGCGAAGCUGACAGCUCGCCCGUCGGCGGCAGAGCGGCCGACAGCAGCAGGCCAAAAUGGGCACGAGGCCGGAGUGAACGGUGCACCCGCCGGCGCGCCAACAGCCGCAACGACCGAGCCGGAAAUCGUCGAUCCGUUUUGCAAUGCGGACAAUCCGCAGAUAAUCACCUUCCAGGACGUAACGUCCGCGGCGUUCAAAAUCAGAAAAGGUGUCGAGCUGACGCCGUGCGUGAAAUCACACUUCUCCGACCUGAUCGACAUGGACAUCUACCUGAAGAAGGAAUUUCUGCAGUUUACUGGCAGCUUCAAGGAGCGGGGAGCGCGCUACGCGUUGCUAAUGCUGUCGGACGAGCAGAAAAAAACGGGCGUCAUCUCGGCCUCCCUCGGGAAUCAUGCGCAGGGUCUGUCCUAUCACGGCUGGAAGCUGGGCAUCCCGGUGACGGUCGUGAUGCCGCUGAAGGCUUCGCUGAUGAAAAUCCAGAAAUGCCGUAACUAUCACGCUAAUGUCGUCGUACAGGGAGCGGACAUGGGCGAGGCUAAAAGGAUUGCACUGAAAAUGGCACACGACCGGGGACUCACGUACAUUAACGGGUACGACCAUCCGCACAUCAUGUCCGGUCAGGGUACGAUCGGGCUGGAGAUCGUGGAGCAGGUCAGCGACAUCGACGCCGUCGUGGUGCCGGUCGGUGGCGGCGGACUGAUUGCCGGUGUUGCAACUGCCAUCAAAAAUCUCAGCCCAAAUACCAAAAUCAUCGGUGUCGAGUCGGAGAAGUGUCCCAGCUUCACGCGAGCGCUCGAGAACAAGAGUCCAGUGUUUGUCGCGAACCAGGAAACACUAGCGGACGGGUUGGCAGUGCCGCAGGUAGGGUACAACGCGUACGCCACGACCGUGCCGCUGCUGGACAAAAUGAUCGUCGUGAAGGAGGAGUGGAUUGCGCUGGCGAUUCUGCGACUGGUCGAGCUGGAAAAGUGUGUGGUGGAGGGAGCGGGUGCCGCCGGCCUGGCAGCCAUUUUGGCCGGCCAUCUGGAUGAAUUCAUUGGAAAACGAGUGGUGCUGCUAAUUUGCGGAGGCAAUAUCGAUACGACCAUGUUCGGCAAAUGUCUCGAGCGUGGCAUGGCUGCCGAGGGCCGUUUGCAGAGAUUCACCGUCACCGUCAGCGAUGGACCGGGCGGUGUAGCUAAGCUGUGCAAUCUGCUCGCCAGCCUGGGCGUUUCCAUCAAGGACAUAAUGCACGAACGUGCCUUCAUUCGUGAUAUUCACCAUGUAGAGGUGAAAGUGAUUUGUGAAACACGUGACUGGGAACAUUCAAAGGAAAUGCGCAGGGUGCUACAGGAAACGUAUAGCAAAGUUCACUUCUAUGACAUGCCAAUGGCGAUCACCGAAUAGAAAUGAAGCGGUCCACCGUUGUCAUCGUCCCGCAUUCCAUUCCAGACGAUAAGCUGCAAAUUUUCCCUCUCAACGAACGCGACUUCCGGUAGUAUCCUGGUAUCCUUCAUCACUUCCAUCGCGCUGCAUGUGAACCUUACACUUGUGUGUUUUUGCACACUGUUUCCGAUAGUUUCAAUAAAUUGACCCUGCCUUAUACCGGCAAAAUUGA
Anopheles coluzzii is the source of this 2118-nucleotide messenger RNA. RefSeq names its product L-threonine ammonia-lyase. The coding region runs from base 486 to 1907 and encodes 473 amino acids. Gene Ontology annotation, biological process: L-serine catabolic process; L-threonine catabolic process. The record is from RefSeq and is a predicted model, not a curated record. NCBI's taxonomy places the organism in Eukaryota, Metazoa, Arthropoda, Insecta, Diptera, Culicidae. Gene Ontology annotation, molecular function: L-serine ammonia-lyase activity; threonine deaminase activity. The transcript is spliced from 9 exons.